Molecule: messenger RNA, 1218 nt
Organism: Branchiostoma floridae (Florida lancelet)
Lineage: Eukaryota; Metazoa; Chordata; Leptocardii; Amphioxiformes; Branchiostomatidae
Exons: 2
Coding region: 1-1218 (405 amino acids)
Biological process (GO): deoxyribonucleotide biosynthetic process
Cellular component (GO): cytosol
Molecular function (GO): ribonucleoside-diphosphate reductase activity, thioredoxin disulfide as acceptor
Source: RefSeq, a predicted model, not a curated record
AUGGCCCACAUUCAUCCCCUGUCGUGUUCCUGCACCAAAUCAGAACUGGAUCUGUUUGAGGUACCGCCAACUCAGACGACCAUAACGGACGGUAGAUGGGUAGAGUAUCAUCCGGUGGCCAGUCUCGCCGAGUCUUCCCCGAUAGAAUUUGACAUUCCUGGAGCUGGGGAGGAAUUUACGGACCUUUCCCAGACGAAAUUGUACGUGAAAGCCAAGAUCGUUCUCCCUAACGGUAACGACCUGCCGGACAACGCCAAGACGCUGCUAAACUUUGGGUCUGAAGCAAAGCAAUCGCAGCUGACAUCCGAACUUUUCUAUCAAGACACGCCGGGACGACUUCACUUGGUCGACCCCUACCCAACAGAUCAGGGCGCAGUGGCAAACGAGGGAUUGGUGAAGCGUGCCAACAUGACACGCAACAGUCGCGAAGUGGACCUCAUAGGACCCCUACACGUCGAUCUGUUUCAUCAAGAUCGCUUUUUGCUCAGCAAAGUCGACGUUAAAAUCAAGCUGCACCGAUCGAAACAUCAAUUCUGUCUCAUGUCGCCUGGGGAUCAGUUCAAAAUUGUCAUCACUGAGGCCGCCGUCUUUCUGAGAAAGGUCAACCUGUUACCCACCUAUCAGCUGUCCAUCGAAAGUCAACUCAACAAGCAGACGGCCAAGUAUGCCCUUAAAAGAGUUCAGUUAAAACCUUUUACAAUUCCCCGUGGUAACCAUUCAGUGUCGAGCGACAAUCUGUUCCUGGGACAGGUCCCCAAACGCGUGGCGAUCGCUCUGGUGGACAACGCAGCCUUUCAGGGGUCGUUCGGUACCAACCCCUUUAACUUUCAACACUUUAACUUGAACUACAUCAGUCUCUGCGUCAAUGGGCAGGAGGUGCCUCACAAAGCGCUGACACCCAACUUUGCCGAGGGACAGUUCGUCAGAUCCUACAUGAACUUGUUUGGAACGACAGGCAAGCAAGGACAAGACAGCGGGAACCUGAUCGCGAGAAGCGACUACGACAAGGGCUUCACGGUGUGGUGUUACGAUCUAAGUCCUGACCUCUGCGGCCUCGGUGGGGACCAUUUUAACAUAAUCAGACAGGGAAACCUUCGCCUGGAGCUGCAUUUUGCACAGGCUUUAGAUCAAACGGUGGUGGCGGUGGUCCUCGCUGAAUUCGACAAUCUCCUGGAGAUUGACAGGCAGAGAAACAUCAGCUUUGACUACAGCAACUAG